UUUGCUUAUGCCACGCCCCCGCCUGGCUAGUCAGUCAUUAGCUUGAGCUGUUUAUCUCGGGGGCGUGCGUGGAGCUGCCCUCUGCCAUGCCCCCGUGCCGGCAGUGUUGUAAACACCAGACUGCUUGUUCUCGCUUCCCACUGGCUCUACUUGACCGGGGAUACCCUCUCCGCACUCUGCGAAUCACCCACCAUUUUCGUUCUUGUUAUGGUGCCCCAAAUGAGGCUUGAGAUUCAGGAUGACGGCUGCAGCAGUGACUGUUUCCUUUAUCGUUUCUUGCAGGAAAUUCUGAUGCGAGUUCGCAAGCUUGUGCUGUUCUUUCUUGGGCUGUCCUCUCCGUCAGCUGAUUAAGGAAGCCUGGUCCAUGAGGUGCGAUUUCUGUGUGGAUCCAUCCUUGCUCGAAUGGCGAGGUCGGUGUAAGGAGGAGGAGGGGGUUUGUGGCCCUCGUCUAUGCGCCGUGCCGUGCCGGGGUGUCUGCGUCGAGCCCUUUUGAUCAGACGUCGGCCCCUGCUGGAUCCACGCCUCUCCUCUCUGGCCUGUUGCGCCAAGAGCCUGGACGACGAGGAGGAACCCAGUCAGUGCUCUGUUGGCAAUGAGGAUAGGCACGAGCGUUUUCAUCCCGUGAUCGCACGAGCAGUCCGGACAUCGAGCUGGGGUUAUGCCAGGAAGAUCAGCUUCGGGGAUUGUGUCAGGCUGUAUGGGCUACCCCGGUCGAUCGGGCUGUUUGCGUUGCUUAUGCGGUCGUUCUUGCCACGGAGGAUUAGAGAUGUCCGGUGCCUGAUUCAGAGCGUCGUCGACCACUGCGGGAAUGCCGGGCCGGAGUUGUUUGAGUUGGUGCCUAUGUUGGCUAGCAAUUUGGGUGGGUCGAUGACGUUGCCACAAGUUUAUGCCACAGUCAUCCGGGUUUUUGUGGAGCUGUCGAUGUUUGAGGAUGCUCUCGUCACUUACGUCGAGGCCAAGAAGGUGGGAGUUGAGUUGCAGGUGUGCAACUUCUUGCUCAAGCGCUUGGUUGAGGGGAACCAGAUCAUGUAUGCGAGGAGUUUGUUUGAUGAUAUGAAGAGCUCUGGUCCUUCACCAAAUGUCUACUCUUAUUCAGUUUUGAUGAGUAUGUAUACACAUGGAGCUAAGUUAUGCCUGGAGGAAGCUUUGGAGCUUCUUUCUGAAAUGGAAGUGGAAGGUGUCAGGCCAAAUGCUGCAACCUAUGCUACUUACCUCUAUGGGCUUUGCCAUGCCAAACAGGUGAAGUCUGCAUGGAACUUCCUUCAAAUGCUGUGUCAGAGAGGCUACCCUUGCAACAACUAUUGUUUCAAUGCAGUUAUUCAUGGUUUCUGCCAUGACGGUCAGGUUCACAAGGCCAUAGAAGUGUUUGAUGGGAUGAAGAAGUGUGGGUUUGUCCCAGAUGUUCACAGCUACAGCAUAUUAGUUGAUGGCUUAUGCAAGCAAGGGGAUGUUUUGACAGGCUAUUACAUGCUCGUUGAGAUGGCAAGGAAUGGGAUCACUCCUAAUCUGGUGAGUUAUAGUUCGCUUUUGCAUGGUCUUUGCAGAGCUGGAAGGGUUGAAUUGGCGUUUGAGCUUUUUAAGAGGCUGAAAGAUCAAGGAUUCAAGCAUGACCACAUAGUUUACAGCAUCGUUCUUCAUGGUUGUUGUCAACAUCUAGAUCUAGAGAUUUGCUAUGACCUUUGGAAUGACAUGGUUCAUCAUAAUUUUGUUCCAGAUGCGUACAAUUACAGCAGUCUGAUAUAUGCAUACUGCAGGCAUAGGCAACUGAAAGAAGCAUUGGAGGUGUUUGAGCUCAUGGUCAGUGAUGGGAUAUGCCCCAACGUUGUGACCUGCACAAUUCUUGUUCACGGCUUCAGCAACGAAGGGCUGAUUGGUGAGGCCUUCCUGUUCCUGGAUAAAGUACGCCAGUUUGGGGUUGUCCCCAGCCUCUGUACAUACAGGGUUAUCAUCCACGGCCUGUGCAAGGUCAAUAAACCUAAUGACAUGUGGGGUAUUUUCGCAGACAUGAUAAAAAGGGGCUACGUUCCUGAUACUGUGCUAUACAGCAUUAUCAUCGAUGGUUUUGUGAAAGCUUUGGAUCUGCAGGAGGCUUUCAGGUUGUAUUAUAAAAUGGUCGAUGAGGGGACAAAGCCUAAUAUCUUCACAUAUACCAGCCUCAUAAAUGGUUUGUGCCAUGAUGACAAACUUCCUGAGGUUAUGACGCUGUUUAAGCAUAUGAUUGGGGAGGGGCUGGCACCGGACAGGAUCCUGUACACGUCUCUGAUCGCGUGCUAUUGCAAGCGCUCAAACAUGAAGGCCGCUCUGGAGAUCUUUAGAGAGAUGGAAACAGAGGGUUUGUCAGCAGAUUCUUUCGUCUACACCUGUUUAAUUGGUGGCUUCAGUAAAGUGCUUGCGAUGGAUGGUGCACAGUUGUUUAUGGAAGAAAUGAUGAACAAGGGGCUUACGCCUACAGUAGUAACUUAUACAGAUCUCAUAGUUGGAUACUUCAAAAUCGGGGAUGAGAAAAAAGCUAUGGCGAUGUACAACAGUAUGCUGCAGGCAGGCAUUGCACCGGAUGCCAAGCUGAGCUGCAUAUUGGGCCUUGGUAACGAUGGCCAUGAUUUUGGUGAUUCUCAGGAAGAAAAGGAUGUAUCGUAGUCAUAGGUUAUCACAGAGCUACGGUAACCUGGUCAACAGAACCAUUCCAUCUGUUCCCUUUGCUUCCGUUGCCAUUGUUUGAACAAGGGAGGGAAAGAAAUAGGUCAAAAUUUUCACUUUGACGAUGGAGCGGUCUGCCCUCACAGAUAUUCAAUACCUGGACGGUGUGAUAGAUAAUUACAGGCAACAAGUUUAUGAUUGAUUUUGACAAUUUUCUGUUCAAGGCUAGGUGUUCUGCUGGAAAAACCAAAGCUAUUUUUUGUACUGUUGGAAGAUACUCCUCAAGUUAGAUGAAGAGGGUGCAAACAAAGCUUCUGUCGUGUGAAACAAGCUUUUUGGCUCAGCAGACUUCCAGUCAUAUAGCUCUUUAACUGCGGAUACAGAAAAUUCAGUUAUUGUGCAGGUUUCAGAAUGUGAAGAUGCCGAGACAGAUAACUGAAGCUUCAGAUACCACCCUUCUGUUGAAAUGCUUCAGCCCGUGGAUGGAUUGAUUAAAGCAAGUAACCAGAUGAGAAGGUGCGUUAGCUGGGGCUAUCCAUGUCGGGUCGCUCAUGAGGAGAAGAGGGAGGGAGGAGCAUCAAGGAAGCUUUGUCCUGCUCCCAUACCAAGGAAGCCACGCCCACACCAACACAUACAAAUAUUUUUCCUCCCAACCCAUCCAACCUGCUCGUCUCUCGCCCAGCGGGGACCGUGGUUGCCACUUGUUACGCCACCGUUUCCUAGAACCCUCAACGACCAGAUGGCUGGUUCAGGUUCAUCUCAACUUGCAAGUUCAUCACUUAAGAGGAAGUCGGAUGACAUGGCUUGGGAGUUUGCCGAGUUGAUUGAUCCUAGUGAUCCGCAAAGGCUAAAGUGCAAGCUUUGUGGAAAAAUUAUGUCGGGAGGGGUCACUAGGAUGAAGGAGCACAUUGGGCAGAUCAAAGGCGCUGUGACCAGCUGUAUGCAAGCUACACAAGAUUAGAUUACUCGAGCUUUUGCAUCACACAAGGCACCAAG
Molecule: messenger RNA, 3633 nt
Organism: Triticum aestivum (bread wheat)
Lineage: Eukaryota; Viridiplantae; Streptophyta; Magnoliopsida; Poales; Poaceae
Product: pentatricopeptide repeat-containing protein At1g63070, mitochondrial
Exons: 5
Coding region: 451-2637 (728 amino acids)
Biological process (GO): RNA processing; mitochondrion organization
Cellular component (GO): mitochondrion
Molecular function (GO): protein dimerization activity; mRNA binding
Source: RefSeq, a predicted model, not a curated record